This is a messenger RNA of Pomacea canaliculata, 1007 nucleotides long. RefSeq names its product complement C1q-like protein 4. The transcript is spliced from 2 exons. The record is from RefSeq and is a predicted model, not a curated record. NCBI's taxonomy places the organism in Eukaryota, Metazoa, Mollusca, Gastropoda, Architaenioglossa, Ampullariidae. Bases 327 to 989 code for a protein of 220 amino acids. Gene Ontology annotation, molecular function: protein binding.
GAAGUUUUUAAAUGAUGAUUAUAUUAUAUCUAUAUAUUAUUAUACAGAUAAAUUUCGUCAGACUAAUCGGUCAUUUUUGCUCCUGUUAUGCAAUCCCAAAAUGUUCAAGAGGUUUUUUUUUAUUCAUAUUUUGGCUUCUGAUCAGAACCGGCAGCUAUACCUUCUCAAAGAACAAGUUUGGAUUAUUAUAUCAAAAAAAGUUUUAUCUUGGAAAGUUCUAGGAAACACGUGUCACAUUCACAGGUGUAACCAGGCCACCUGCCAGCCACUACAGCUUCCAGAUCGGUUCGAGUCGAGAUUCCUCGACAUAUUUGACGUGCGACACAAUGUUGCUGGUCAUCAACUGCGUGCUUCUCCUCGUCCCGUGCCUCUACUCCAUGCCAUUCAGUAGCACCAGGGACAGACGAUCAGAUGAUGUCAGCACGGGGGCUCUACAGGUCAUAGUUCAGGAGCAGUCAGCACUCAUUCAGUCCCUGCAGGCAAAGGUAGCAGCCUUGGAGACGACCGUAUCGGACUUGAAAACUCGGGUUAGCCAGGAGGACGACCGACUGGGCCGUGUUCAACACGCAGUUGCCUUCACUGCCACCCUCUUCGGACCGUCAACCCAACAGACUCUAGACGUGGGCGACAACGCCGCCAUCAAGUUCAACGACGUGAUCACCAACGUCGGCAACAGCUACGACCCCAGCACCGGCACGUUCACGGCGCCUGUGGUGGGGGUCUAUGCUUUUUCUCUGUCCCUGGAGGCCGACAACGUUCACGACUCCAUCGUGGUGAUGGUGGAGAAGAUAGUGGGUGGGAUAGGGAGUGCCAUCGCCUACACGUCUGUCCAGGGGGCGGGGUCUGAUCACUACGACACCAGCUCCAUCUUCGUUGUGACACACCUAGCGGUAGGUGACAAGAUCAUCGCACGCAGAGCUUGGGGCGGGAACUAUCUGAAUAACUGGCUCAAGAAUUCAUUCUCGGGAUUUCUUGUAACUGCUGACUGAUUAAAAAAAAAAAAAGUC